Molecule: messenger RNA, 6189 nt
Organism: Gadus macrocephalus (Pacific cod)
Lineage: Eukaryota; Metazoa; Chordata; Actinopteri; Gadiformes; Gadidae
Gene: atp2a2a
Product: ATPase sarcoplasmic/endoplasmic reticulum Ca2+ transporting 2a
Exons: 20
Coding region: 437-3562 (1041 amino acids)
Biological process (GO): calcium ion transmembrane transport; intracellular calcium ion homeostasis
Cellular component (GO): membrane
Molecular function (GO): ATP hydrolysis activity; ATP binding; P-type calcium transporter activity
Source: RefSeq, a predicted model, not a curated record
GUCUGAAGGGGGCAGCAGUGAGGCUUCAGAGGAUCAUCUAUCACACAGGGCAGCAUUGAGUCUGUCUUCAGAGGAUCAUCUAUCACACAGGACAGCAGUGAGUCUGCCUUCAGAGGAUCAUCUAUCACAGCGGAGCGGCUGGACGGAGGCGACCCUGGAACCGGAUGAAUCCGUUCCUCUGCUAGAUGUUCUGAAGUUGAAGGAGACAUUAAAGUAAUCAACCUUGCGGUGGAAGAGCUGUUCUGCUAACCAGAGAUCUGCAGGGUAACAUUUUUAGAGGACACGGUUCUGCUGCUCUCGACAGGCGAUCGUCAUCUCCCGGCUAACCAUCAGUUGAUUGGAAAGGGUUCAUCUAAGGGCUCCUCUGAUCGGGUUAGCAGUCCGGUUAGCACCGACCAGACCCCCACUCCUGGUAGAGAGCGGACAGAUCUCCACCAUGGAGAACGCUCACAUCAAGAGCGUGGAAGAAGUUUACUCUCAUUUCUGCGUCAAUGAGAGCACAGGACUGGGCUCCGAGCAGGUGAAGAAGCUGAAGGAGAGAUGGGGCCUCAAUGAGCUGCCGGCAGAGGAAGGAAAAUCUUUAUGGGAACUUGUGGCUGAACAGUUUGAGGACUUACUGGUUCGGAUUCUCCUGCUGGCAGCAUGCAUAUCCUUUGUCUUGGCCUGGUUCGAGGAGGGAGAGGAAACCAUAACAGCCUUCGUGGAGCCUUUUGUCAUCUUACUUAUUCUCAUAGCCAACGCCAUCGUCGGUGUCUGGCAGGAGCGCAACGCGGAGGACGCCAUCGAGGCGCUGAAGGAGUACGAGCCGGAGAUGGGGAAGGUGUACCGGCAGGACCGCAAGACGGUCCAGAGGAUCAAGGCCAAGGACAUCGUCCCCGGGGACAUCGUGGAGGUCGCUGUUGGAGACAAGGUCCCUGCAGACAUCCGUCUCUCUUCCAUCAAGUCCACAACGCUGAGGGUGGACCAGUCCAUCCUGACGGGUGAAUCCAUCUCUGUGAUCAAACACACUGACCCGGUGCCGGACCCCCGGGCCGUCAACCAGGACAAGAAGAACAUGCUCUUCUCCGGCACCAACAUCGCGGCCGGCAGGGCGGUCGGCGUGGCGGUGGCCACGGGCGUCAACACGGAGAUCGGGAAGAUCCGCGACGAGAUGGCGGCCACGGAGCAGGAGAAGACGCCGCUGCAGCAGAAGCUGGACGAGUUCGGCGAGCAGCUGUCCAAGGUGAUCACGCUCAUCUGCAUCGCCGUGUGGAUCAUCAACAUCGGCCACUUCAGCGACCCGGUGCACGGCGGCUCCUGGAUCCGCGGCGCCGUCUACUACUUCAAGAUCGCCGUGGCGCUGGCGGUGGCGGCCAUCCCCGAGGGCCUGCCCGCCGUCAUCACCACCUGCCUGGCGCUGGGCACGCGGCGCAUGGCCAAGAAGAACGCCAUCGUCCGCUCGCUGCCCUCUGUGGAGACGCUGGGCUGCACCUCUGUCAUCUGCUCGGACAAGACGGGCACCCUGACCACCAACCAGAUGUCGGUCUGCAGGAUGUUCAUCAUGAACCAGGCGCCCGCGGCCGAGGGCUCCCUGACGGAGUUCACCAUCACGGGCUCCACCUACGCCCCCGAAGGAGACGUGUACCACGAUGAUAAACUGGUUAAAAGCUCCCAGUAUGAUGCUCUGGUGGAGCUGGCCACAAUCUGCGCUCUGUGCAACGACUCGUCCCUGGACUUCAACGAGGCCAAAGGAGUGUACGAGAAGGUCGGCGAGGCCACCGAGACCGCCCUGACCUGUCUGGUGGAGAAGAUGAACCCCUUUGACACGGAGGUCCAGAACCUGUCCAAGAUCGACCGAGCAAUGGCCUGCAACUCUGUCAUCAAGCAGCUGAUGAAGAAGGAGUUCACCUUGGAGUUCUCCAGGGAUCGCAAGUCCAUGUCGGUCUUCUGCACUCCCAACAAGUCCCGCUCCUCCCUGGGCAAGAUGUUUGUCAAGGGGGCCCCAGAAGGCGUGAUCGACCGCUGCACCCACGUGCGCGUGGGCACCAAUAAGGUCCCGCUCACCCCGGCCAUCAAGGAGAAGGUGCUGGCCACCAUUCGGGACUACGGGACAGGCCGGGACACGCUGCGCUGCCUGGCGCUGGCCACCCGGGACACCCCCCCCAAAGUGGAGGACAUGAACCUGACGGAGACCGCCAAGUUCGCCUCCUAUGAGUCGGACCUGACCUUCGUGGGCUGCGUGGGCAUGCUGGACCCCCCCCGCCAGGAGGUGGCGGCCUCCAUCAAGCUUUGUCGCCAGGCGGGCAUCCGCGUCAUCAUGAUCACCGGGGACAACAAGGGCACGGCCGUGGCCAUCUGCCGCCGCAUCGGCAUCCUGCCGGCGACGGGCGACGUGGACCACCUGGCCUUCACCGGCCGCGAGUUCGACGACCUGUCGCUGGCCGCCCAGCGCGACGCCGUCACCAACGCCUGCUGCUUCGCCCGCGUCGAGCCCUCGCACAAGUCCAAGAUCGUGGAGUUCCUGCAGGGCUUCGACGAGAUCACCGCCAUGACCGGUGACGGCGUGAACGACGCCCCGGCCCUGAAGAAGGCGGAGAUCGGCAUCGCCAUGGGCUCCGGGACCGCCGUGGCCAAGUCGGCCUCGGAGAUGGUCCUCGCCGACGACAACUUCAGCUCCAUCGUAGCGGCGGUGGAGGAGGGCCGUGCCAUCUACAACAACAUGAAGCAGUUCAUCAGAUACCUCAUCUCCUCCAACGUGGGCGAGGUGGUCUGCAUCUUCCUUACGGCGGCGCUGGGCUUCCCCGAGGCCCUGAUCCCCGUCCAGCUGCUGUGGGUUAACCUGGUGACGGACGGCCUGCCCGCCACCGCGCUGGGCUUCAACCCCCCCGACCUGGACAUCAUGGACCGGCCCCCCCGCAACGCCAAGGAGCCCCUCAUCUCCGGCUGGCUCUUCUUCAGAUACCUGGCCAUUGGAGGUUACGUGGGGGCUGCUACGGUCGGAGCCGCUGCCUGGUGGUUCACGGUGGCGUCAGACGGCCCGCAGGUCUCCCUGUACCAGCUGAGCCACUUCCUCCAAUGCUCGGCGGACAACCCUGACUUCGAGGGCCUGGACUGCCACGUGUUUGAGUCGCCGUACCCGAUGACCAUGGCCCUGUCCGUGCUGGUCACCAUCGAGAUGUGCAACGCCCUGAACAGUCUGUCUGAGAACCAGUCCCUGCUGCGCAUGCCGCCCUGGGAAAACGUGUGGCUGCUGGGGGCCAUCUGCCUCUCCAUGUCUCUGCACUUCCUCAUCCUCUACGUGGAGCCGCUGCCCGUCAUCUUCCAGAUCACGCCCCUGGACGCCACCCAGUGGGUGAUGGUGCUGAAGAUCUCCCUGCCCGUCAUCCUGCUGGACGAGGUCCUCAAGUUCAUGGCCAGGAACUAUCAGGAAUCUGGUAAACAGCUGGACGAGCCGGCGGCUAAGGGCCGCCCACUGUGUGCAUGCGUGGAGGGCGUGUCCUGGCCCUUCGUGGCCAUCUGCCUCCCCCUGGUGGUGUGGCUUUACAGCAUCGACACUAACGCCACCGCCAUGUUUUGGCCCUGAGUGACUCCCUGCUGGUCCACCCCUCACCUCCCUCCGCCCUGUGCACCUGUGUGACGUGGACAUUAACACACACACACACACACACACACACACACACACACACACACACACACACACACACACACACACACACACACACACACACACACACACACACACACACACACACACACACACACACACACACACACACACACACACACACACACACACACACACACACAACUACUCCUACACACACACACACACACACACACUCUGUUUGUUAACCCCACCAUUUCAUUAACUUGGAACACCAACUGCAUCAACCUGAGUUUCAGGUCUUGUGUCGUUUUUAGUUUUUUGUAUCAAGGACAUUUUCACAUUCCAUGUUUUUUUUAUUCUUUUUUGGUUUUUCUAUUUAAGACGUUUGCUCAAGGUCCAUCAUUACAAUCACAUGAAGCCUUUCUUUGUUUUCACCUUUUGUUCAAGAAGCACAGAGGGCCGGCUGUCAUCACCUGUACAGAGAAUUUACACUAUUUUAGGAUUCAAGUUUUUGUAAUUUUUGGGAAGGCUUUGAGGGAACGUGAGUUGUGGCUUCCGUGAUCAUGAUCAUUUUGGACAUUAAAGUUAAAAUAGUUGAUGGACUCUUUAAUUCAGUCUAGGAUGCAGAGGGAGGCUUAACUACGUAAAGAUGAAUAACUAUCGCCCUGGGCAUGAACCACUAGCCGCUACCCCUUAUUGUUUUAGCUCUGAAUCAUGGUCCUCUUGUUGUCUGCGUCGGGCAGAGCACAGCUACCUCAAUGCUGUUGAUGUGACUGUAACCAUCCUUUAUUUUGAACAGCCUUUUCUUCUCAUAUCGAUUGUUGAGGGACGCGCCAAUUUGCUUUUGUAAAUUAGACACAGCCUAAAGACACUUGCACCAAUAAUUGCUGUUUCUAUGUUAAAAUGUCGUUGUUCAUUUAAGACGGUUUGAUUUAGUAUUUGAUCUAGAAGCGGCUGUUUAAAACUUGUUUACUUGAAACACACUCUGGCUUUUUAUUUACAAAAUAUAUAUAGGUUCACUUAUAGAAAUUCAGUCUUUCGGUCUGAAUUCAAAUUACUUUCUUUAAUCUUUUAUAAUUGAUAUCUAAUGUGCACAUACUGUACUUGAAUAUGUCCAAGGACAUGGACGCCAUGGGUGUUAUCAUCUGAGCACAAACUCAAAGUUGGGGGGGCGGGGGCAGGCGGGGGGGGGGACUGGUACGUUGAGGAGAUACUAGUUGACCCACACUACUCUGUAUAGCUACAACUAGUUUACACAUCCUCUGGUUGUUUAUCUGUAUAUAGCACACAAAGUAUUCUCUAUGUAUGUAUAAAUAUAUAGGUUUGGUUUCCAACAUGCGAGGGCUUGUAGGUAGCGUUCCUGUAGGUUUCUUGCAUGAUCGCCCCAAUAUUACCAGGCCAGUUUUCUUCAAUUUGCCUAAAGCUGUUGUUUGUUCCAACGCCUUCCAAGCCGUUGGACUGCGUGAGUAACCUCCACCUGCAUGCUCCCGGUCCUAACCAAGCUCUGCCCCACAGCUGCUUUGUUUUAAUGUAGAUCGUUACUGGAGGAAAGCAUGCUGGGAGUCAUUGUUCUAUAUUUUCUUGAUUAAUUGCCUUCAAUGUCACCAAGUGCCAGGCUAUAACCAGAGGCCUCUGCAUUGUCUGUCCUGGCUCAGGGUAAACCUGGCCAUGUUUAUGAUUGUAAAGAAACUAAUGACUGACUGGAUAACUGGCCAACACUGACAUUUAAGCGCCACACUUUCUUUUGGUGUUCUAAGCUCCAGUUUCUUUCCCCUUGCUAACGGUGCAGCCUUUACCACUUUAUUUUUUAAACCAGCAAAUAAAAAACAAGUGAACAUCCUUUAAAGGAAUGCUGGUCAGACCCCAUGACCUGUGGUUCCAUAUAUUCUAUUGAUUUGGUUCUCUCUUUUUUCCCCCUGCAGCUAAGGCCAAGUAAGCCCUCCUCUCAUCUUAUGUUCCUUCCAGGACCUGAGAGGGUCUGUUUUCUUAUUUUCUUCGGUCAUGCAUUUGUGUUGAGAGGAACAAAACAUAUCCCCAGACCUGGCUGUCAAUUAAGAAAAUUCUAUAAAUGGCAAUUAUUUUAUUUUUAUAAAUCCUACAUGUUUUGAUUUUAACCAGUUGAUCUCAUGUCCCCAGUCUUUUCAAUAAGCAUGUGAAGCCGUUAAGACUCUUUCAAUCUAGGGGACUGUUCUCAUCCUUCAAUGGUUGAUGUACACUGAACAACAUUCUGGGAUGUCCUGAAACAUCAGCCAUUCAUUUGACCAGCUCUCCAUUGAUGUAUAAUGUAGGCAAAUAGUAAAAACACUACUUGUUCAUGUAGUACAAACGAGGCUAAACAUGACAACGGUCAUCUUUCCUAAGGAAAUACUUUACAUCGGUCCUAAUUUAAUAUAAUUGUAGAGAGACUGUGCUUUCCACUGAGAUGUGAAGUGUCCGAGGUAGAUUCCUGCUAUUUGAAAAGCUUAAGGGUGCAGUGUUGUAUACAUUAACAUGAGAAAGGCCUUCUAUUUCCAUCUUGGCCGAACUGCUGUGCUGUGAUAUCAGAAAUGGAAAUUGUACAGGAUCACAAACUGUGGUUUCAGGUAAAUAAAUCGUAUACAGAA